AUGAAGGUUUCAUGGCUUCCAACGAUAUGUUUGUUGUUAAUCAACAUCACGUCGUUCUUAUUGUUCCUCAAAGGGUUCUUCCCGUCCAAGAAGAUUCUAUCUGGGUUCAAUGAUACGUCGAUUCUUCUGAAAGUUUCAGAGACAGCUAAAUUCGAUAAGGUGGUGUUCAUGGUAGUAGAUGCUUUAAGAUCUGAUUUCAUGUUCAGUGAAGACAGCGGGUUUCAUUAUCUUCAUCAAUUGAUCAAUAGUGGUGAUGCUAUGCCAUUCACAGCAUUCUCCAACCCACCAACGGUGACUUUACCUCGAUUGAAGGGUAUCACAUUAGGUACUACGCCUAAUUUCCUAGAUGCCAUUUUGAACAUUGCUGAUGAUAAGGAUGACAGUCAAGGGUUAUUAAACCAAGACAAUUGGCUUUACCAGUUCAAGAAUAAGGGAUCCCUGGCCAAGGUGAUGAACUUUUACGGGGACGAUACAUGGUUGAAAUUAUUUCCCAAAUUCUUCGAUUCCACCGAUGGAACUAAUUCUUUCUUUGUUAGUGAUUUCUAUGACGUUGACAAUAACGUAACCCGUCAUCUUGACCAGGAGUUACUCCCAGAAGCUCAAUGGGACGGACUUUUUUUGCAUUACCUUGGAUUGGAUCAUAUUGGUCAUAAGACUGGUCCUCAAUCUCAUUUCAUGGCUCUUAAACAACAAGAGAUGGAUGGGAUUAUUAAGAGAAUAUAUGGGUUCUUAGAGUCAUCCAAGAAACAUAAGGAUACACUUUUUGUUGUUUUAGGUGAUCAUGGGAUGAACGAUAUUGGAAAUCAUGGUGGUUCAUCUGCCGGGGAAACAUCUCCAGGAAUGGUUUUCAUCUCUCCUAAGUUCAGGUCAUUAAAGAAUAACCUUCAGGCUCCUUUACCUGCUAACAAAGAGUUCAAAUAUUACCAGGCCAUUAGUCAGAUAGAUUUGAUUCCUACUUUAUCGUUGUUGUUCGAUUUACCUAUCCCCAAGAAUAAUCUCGGGAUGAUAAUCAAAGAAUUCUUGCCUUUGUUCUCAACAAAAGUCCACCAUUCCAUCCUUUUGAAUAAUUGUAGACAAUUUUAUGAUUUGUUGAAGAUUAACAACCCCAGUGAACACAAAUAUGAUACCGUAAUCAAUGAAUUGAGGGACGUCGAGGAGGAUUAUUCGUUUUUGAAAGAGAUCCAAGAAGAUUUGAUUGAUUCUGCUUCUAACUAUAACUACUCCAACCUUCACACGGCAAUGAUUUUGAGUGUUUUGUGUCUCGUGCUAGUGGUGGCAUAUUUCAAUUGGUGUAUGUACCAAAAUUAUCACCAGUAUAAAGAGAUUUUAGGACUUCAAAUUGGAUUCAUUGUUUAUUCUAUCCAUUUCCAUGGCUCUUCAUUGAUUGAAGAAGAACAUCAUCUUUGGUGGGUCUUGUCACUUGCAUUCAUCAUGUACCUUUACUCCCAAACCCGUAAAUCAGGAACAUCAAUGAAUUUUUUCAUCAUUUUGGUGGGCCUCAGAGUAAUCAAAAGUUGGUGUAAUACAGGUCAAAAGUACCUGUACUAUACCACAUCAUCAUAUCUUGUAGAUAAUCCAGCAUUACUUUGGUGGUUGAUCACCUUAGCCUAUGCCUUGGUAGCAGGACUUACUUACUUCCAAGGAUCUAUCAGACAUGGAUUCAACCUUGAUAUCAGUUCCUCCAACUAUAAUCCUGCUUACUUCAAAAAUGACUUCAAUAAUGUGUUUGCGUUUGUAAUCCUUUCAGUGCUUGCGGCUUUAUCGUUCACCUUCAAGUUGAUUCAGUCCUAUGUUGAUGGAUACCCAAUCCCUGAAACCCUCAUGAACUUCAUCUCAUGGAAUUUCCUCUCCUGGAAUGUCAAUGAUUUCGAAGAUAAGAAGAAGAUUCUAUCAUUAUUGAUCCAAAUCAGUAAUUUUGCUACCUUCGGAGUGUUGAUCUUGAUGGGGUUAAGAUUGGUGUUCAAGUACGUAAGAGGUUUCCAAACAGGUAAUUUAUCCGACAUUGUCAACUUAAUGACAUUCUUCCUUAUGAACCAUACCAAGACAGAACUUAUACCUUUAUAUCUUGUCUUUUACCUCAUCAGAUUCAACAUCAAUCGUAUACUUAUCAAGAGUAAGAUCACACAAAUUGACCAAUUGGCGAUAUACAUGACAGUGUUCACUACGGUGAUAUCGAACUUGACAUUCUUUUCAAUGGGCGGUACCAAUUCUUUAGCUACCGUGGACUUGUCCAACAGUUAUAACGGGGUAGGAUCGUACCAUAUAGAGAUUGUAAGUUUAUUAACCUUUAUUUCCAAUUUUGCUGGUCCUAUUUACUGGAGUUUAUCCUUCUUGAUGGUAUUACUAGAAGCCCAUGUAAGUGAUUUCAAUUUAGCUAAGACUAAUGAAGACGUUGUACAUGUGAAGAAGCUUGGUUUCAAAAUUUUGAACCUUCGAGCAUUGGUAAACUUAGUCUUCUUCAGUAUCAGUAACCUCCAAUUGGUAAUGUCGUGUUAUAAUCUCAGAUUCCAUCUCUUCAUCUGGACAGUGUUUUCACCGAAAUUGUUGUAUUUUGGUGUAUGGUUUAUAUUGAUGAACGUAUUGGUGGAUUUGGUUGUUUCAGGGGUAUUGAUAGUUUUGUGA
Molecule: messenger RNA, 2622 nt
Organism: Yamadazyma jaroonii
Lineage: Eukaryota; Fungi; Ascomycota; Pichiomycetes; Serinales; Debaryomycetaceae
Source: the annotation of a GenBank genome assembly